This is a messenger RNA of Bipolaris sorokiniana ND90Pr, 825 nucleotides long. RefSeq lists its product as uncharacterized. The record is from RefSeq and is a predicted model, not a curated record. The coding region runs from base 1 to 825 and encodes 274 amino acids. NCBI's taxonomy places the organism in Eukaryota, Fungi, Ascomycota, Dothideomycetes, Pleosporales, Pleosporaceae. The transcript has a single exon.
AUGUUCGAUCACUUAUUCGAUGCCGAUGCCUUCCACCGUCACCCCAUCCCACCAGCCUUCUCACGCACCAGUUACAUCGUGUCAGGUACAUCUCGCGUACAACUCCCCUCGUACAUUAGAGACCACCGACACGCCCACCCAAUGACACCUCACCACAACCACAAGCAUCACCCGCAUCCGGCCCGCCGCUACUCAAUCUACGCAGACCCCUCGCCCACCUCCUCAGACUUCGAUCAAACAGAAGACACUUACCUGCAAUCCGAAUCCGACUCCAGUCUCACCCACGUAAAGUACUCACCCCCUAGAAACCAAAACAACAGUAACAACAACGCCAAUAGCAUCAACAAUGUCAUUCCCCCUCUCCACCGCACAUCCUUCAAACUACCCCAUAACACAUUCGCUAACCUCCCAUCCACCCACACUUCCUCCUCCAUCCUUAUCUUACCUCCUACACUAACACCGCUGCACAUCCGCAUCGACACCCCAUCGUCUACACACCAGCUGCGCGCCACGGUGGCAGGCGAUAUGCGCUUCCGAGAUGUAGUAAGUCAGUUGGUGCAGCAAGGGCAGUAUGCAGACGUAAGGGCAAGUGUAAGGUUGAGGGGGGAGUGGCAGGAGCCUGGGUCUAAUGUGAGGAUUAGUGAGGUGGUACGGCAGUAUGCGACGAAUGAGCGGGGGGAGGUGGAGGUCAGGAUUGAGGUUGGGCGUGGAGGAGAGGGAGGAGGAGGACGAGAGGGAAGAAGGGGUGGUGGGUAUGUUGGGGGGACACGGGGGUUUAGGGCUUGGGAGAGGGAGACAGGGCAGGCGUGGGAGAUUAGGGAUUGA